Molecule: messenger RNA, 675 nt
Organism: Cercopithifilaria johnstoni
Lineage: Eukaryota; Metazoa; Nematoda; Chromadorea; Rhabditida; Onchocercidae
Source: the annotation of a GenBank genome assembly
AUGAUAGCAAUAUCGGCUCGUCGUACUAACUUUAAAGAAACAGCAAAACCUAAUGUUUCACCCGAAACUAUCAUUAGUCGUACGGUAACAGAACAGCAACAUCAUUCGCGACAACGUAUUAUUAAUGAAACAUAUCCGGAGCUAUCAUUGAAUCACGAGAAGAAGCAUAAAGUGAAGUUACGAUGUAAAGCACCGUCGUUACCAGCUACAAUUGAAGAUGCUAGCGAAGAUGAGGAGUUAACGACUGUUAACAAUUGUUUAUCUUCCACUACCAGAAGCCUUGAAGGACGUUCACCACAUGUAUUACCACCGGAGGAACUCUUUCAACAUAGUCUUCUCGAAAACCGGGAUUUCUCCUCUCAUCCUCUCCUAAGUCCGAAAUUCAAACACCGUCAUUUAAGACCUCUUCGGAUUACAAAAACAAUUAACAGCUUGUCACAGGGAUUUAACGAUCCAAUCAUACGAAAUAAGCGAAUGCUCUCAUUAUUUAAUGAGCGUUCAAAUAGCGGAAAUUUCGAUUCACUGUCUUCAGACUUCUUGAACUUACCACCAAUUCCCGAAACUAUUCCAAUGAGGAAGAUAUCAGAAAAAGAUGGAUCAAAUUCGGGUGACAAAGAAGAGAAUGCUUUUGAAGUGCUGACCUCAGAACAUUCUAAUUACAGCACAUCCACAUAA